AUGAUUUUGAAGUUGUGCGUGAUGGUGUACAUCUGCCCCUUUAACUUCAGUCUCCAUCAGCCUUUCAAAAGUCCAAGUCAGAAAGAAGAACUCGAACAAAAGCACCUCCAUCUUUUGCAGAUUGUUGAAAGCGAAAGGACGGCGAAACUGCAAUAUAUUCAACAGUGUGAAGAGCUCGGCACUGAGAUUAAGAAAUUAAGAACUGAGCUGUGUGCCUUAAAGAAGGAAUGGCGUCCAACAAAACCACCUCCUCCAUUGAACCCGCCACUUACCGUCCAGUAUCCAGAAGAUUCCUUGGAACUCAGGAAAAUAAAAAAAGUUCAGAGUUUCUUCCGUGGAUGGCUUUGUCGUAGACGAUGGAAACAGAUCGUUGAGCAAUAUAUAAAAUCUCCUCACGCAGAAAGCAUGCGAAAAAGAAACAGUCUUGUGUUCAGGAUGGUUGAAGCGGAAGAAGAAUAUAUGGAACAGCUGGAAGUCUUGGUCAGCUGUUUCUUGAGACCGUUCAAAAUGGCUGCAUCCUCGAAGAAACCACCCUGCUCUCAUGAAGACGUGAAUUCCAUUUUCCUAAACAGCGAGACAGUCCUGUUUCUUCAUCAAAUAUUCUUGAAGGGACUCACGUCUCGGAUGGAAUCAUGGCCAACGUUAGUGCUUGGAGACCUGUUCGACAUGCUCCUGCCCAUGCUCUCGAUCUACCAGGAGUACGUUCGGAACCACCACUACAGCCUCCAGGUGUUGACUGAGUGCAAGCAAUCCCCUCAGUUCGCCAACCUCUUAGCGCGUCUCGAGAACAAGCCAGCGUGUCAAGGGAGAUCUUUGGAAACUUUCCUAACUUACCCAAUGAGCCAGCUGGAAGUCUUGGUCAGCUGUUUCUUGAGACCGUUCAAAAUGGCUGCAUCCUCGAAGAAACCACCCUGCUCUCAUGAAGACGUGAAUUCCAUUUUCCUAAACAGCGAGACAGUCCUGUUUCUUCAUCAAAUAUUCUUGAAGGGACUCACGUCUCGGAUGGAAUCAUGGCCAACGUUAGUGCUUGGAGACCUGUUCGACAUGCUCCUGCCCAUGCUCUCGAUCUACCAGGAGUACGUCCGGAACCACCACUACAGCCUCCAGGUGUUGACUGAGUGCAAGCAAUCCCCUCAGUUCGCCAACCUCUUAGCGCGUCUCGAGAACAAGCCAGCGUGUCAGGGGAGAUCUUUGGAGACUUUCCUAACUUAUCCAAUGAGCCAGAUUCCUAGGUAUAUCAUAACACUCCAUGAAUUACUUGCGCAUACUCCUCAUGACCAUGUGGAGCGAAAGAGUCUUCAAAAUGCUAGGCAACAGCUCGAAGAUCUAUCAAGACAAAUGCAUGAUGAAGUGAGUGAGACAGAAAAUCUCCGCAAAAACUUGGCAGUGGAAAGGAUGAUAGUAGAAGGCUGCGAUAUCCUCCUCGAUGUGAACCAAGUGUUUGUCAGACAGGGUAAAGAUCCAGAACACAUCUAA
Molecule: messenger RNA, 1476 nt
Organism: Nezara viridula (southern green stink bug)
Lineage: Eukaryota; Metazoa; Arthropoda; Insecta; Hemiptera; Pentatomidae
Source: the annotation of a GenBank genome assembly